Messenger RNA from Gasterosteus aculeatus aculeatus (three-spined stickleback), 1807 nucleotides. Its product is annotated as GTPase IMAP family member 9. Lineage: Eukaryota; Metazoa; Chordata; Actinopteri; Perciformes; Gasterosteidae. The record is from RefSeq and is a predicted model, not a curated record. Gene Ontology annotation, molecular function: GTP binding.
UCAACACUAGUUAUGAAAUAUUAACAUGCUAAACUAUUGUAAACAUUAAUUUCAGAACAUAAGCAGUGAUAGCAUUGUAAUGGGGGCCAUGCUGCUCUUAGCAUUUAGCUGGUAAAAGCUACCCACUGCUAGCAUGCAGACUUUGUUUAUUGGUUUAUUACAUAAUUAUUGUUUGGGUGUUACAGCUCAAUCAUCCACACUUGCAUGUUUUGUAGUUAACCAUGAAAGUAAUCACAAAGGGGUUCAUACAAUUUAUGGGUCUGUGUUUGUGAAACGCUGCGUCACGUGUUAACGGACCCCGGCUGGUCCGCGAGCCCCGGUUUGAGACGCCCUGCUACUCCGGGGCCCCACGACAGAAGGAGCUGUGUUCUCCUGCGAGUUGACUCCCAGAAACCGGCAGCAACGAGGAAGUGUAGCCGCCCGGGACCCAACGACAGACAUGUCCGCAUCCGCCGCGCGCUCAGCGGAGCUGAGGCUGGUGGUGCUGGGCCGGACCGGAGCAGGGAAGAGGUCGGCCGUCAGCUCCAUCCUGGGCCUGGAGGAAGCUCCGCGGGGCGCAGAGGAGGGCGUCCGGCCGGAGUGCAUCAAACACCGGGGGGAGGCCGCCGGUAGACGGGUGGCGGUCGUCUCCAGUCCAGCCUGGUUCGGUCCCGGCUGCGACCCGGAGGAACGGAGAAGACACAUAUCGUCCUUUAUCGCCUUGUCCAGCCCCGGACCACACGUCUUCCUGCUGUGUGUCCCCGUGAACCAGCCGGCCGAGGGCGAGGCCGAGGCGCUGAGCGUCCUCAAGAAGCUGUUCGGCCCCCCGGCGGUCGAAGCGAACACCAUCGUGCUCUUCACCCACACCGAGGAGCUGGAGGAGGAGGAGCAGAUGGAGGACUACCUCUCCACGUGGCGCAAGGACCUCCGGGAGCUGGUGCAGGCGUGCGGUGGGCGCUACCACACCUUGGAGCCCCGCGGCGGAGCGGCGGAGGAGGCGAAAGCCGUGGAGGAGCUGCUGGAGAAGGUGGAGCGGGCAGUGAGAGCGAGCGGGGAGCAGCACUGCAGCGGCGCUCUGUGCCGGGAGGCCGAGGCGAGAGUGAGGGAGAGGCAGGUACAGCUCGUCCGACAGAGGAGAGGAGGCGGCGGCGACCCCGUCUCCCCCGCCGACCCACAACCGGAGGGCGAUGUCACCGAAGAAGAGAUGGAGGCGGUCCGAGAAGAGGCGGAGAGGAGCGCGGGCGACUUGAACGUGGACGUAGACGGUCUCUUCCCCAGGUCAGCCUCCGCCGCCACCGCCGCGCCCUCCUUCCUGUGGGGCCUGUGGGGGAAGCUGAGCGGCUGGAUCAGCUGGCUGCCCAGAAUGAUGAGGGUGGAGGCCCUGCUGGGAGCGCUGGUCAGCCUGUUUGUGGGGGGGCCGUUAGGUGGUGCCAUGGGGGCCACUGUGGGGUCCGUGGCUACUGAGGUGGGGCGAAGAAGAACAAAGAAAACCAGCUGAGAGUUGAUCUCAGGUCAAAGGGCUCGGGCAUCGAGUUGCACAUUAAAGUCACUUGUGUGUCGCACAACGUUGUGUCACUCAGCUGUUUGGUUUAUGCAGUCAAAUAAUAUUCAUACUUGACCACUGAGCACCAACAAUUGUAUUUUUACGACUGUUACAAUUGUCUAUUUAAGCGUACCGUGUUCUCUAAUGGCUUUACCGGGUUACAAACGUUCGAUGCGCGAGUGUUCAUCUUCCUGGAGUCACAUCUUGCUUUGUCAUGCUUAGUUGACUUACACACUACUGAAGUCUUGAAUGAUGAAUAAAGUUUUUUCUUUCAAGUACUCAAAA